Argiope bruennichi is the source of this 9173-nucleotide messenger RNA. It is a transcript of the gene sick, whose product is annotated as neuron navigator 2-like. Gene Ontology annotation, biological process: neurogenesis; nervous system development. Lineage: Eukaryota; Metazoa; Arthropoda; Arachnida; Araneae; Araneidae. The record is from RefSeq and is a predicted model, not a curated record. The transcript has 35 exons. Gene Ontology annotation, molecular function: ATP hydrolysis activity; protein binding; ATP binding. The coding region runs from base 244 to 7284 and encodes 2346 amino acids.
AAGAAUAAAUCUUUUGCUAGUGCCAGAGUAAGAACAACUCUUUUUGUGAUGUUAAAACGUAAAUAAUCAUUUCAAGAAACGUCGUUUUUAUUGAGUGAACAGACAACUCAAAAUGAAUUAAGGAUGUGACAUCAUGUGUUCAUCCGUGGAUAUUUUAUGUGGUGUUUUACGAAUCGGAUAAAAAUAAAGUGGUGAAUGAACGUCAUUUGAAUGAUGGUCAUGUAAUAUUUGAUUCGAGGAAAAAUGGCGUGUCUUCGCAGAGGCGGGAAAAAUGAUGGAUCUACUGAAAGCUUGGCUUUCAACUCAUCCAAGAGAAAAUCGAUCAUACAGAUCUACACCGACUGGGCUAAUCACUAUUUGGACAGAGGGCGCUAUAAGCGUAAUAUACAAGAUCUACAAGUUGAUGUCUGCGAUGGCGUCCUCUUAGCUGACGUCAUAGAAGCCGUUAUUGGCACGAAAGUUCCUGGUGUAGUUCGGAAGCCAAAAACGCCAGCUCAAAUGGUGGAAAACAUCACGCAGUGUCUCUCCUUCAUCGGGGAGCUGGGCGUAUCCAUAGAGGGAGUCACUUCGAAAGAUGUACGAGAAGGAAAUUUGAAAGUAAUCCUGAGCUUAUUCUUUAACUUGUCAAGAUACAAACAAGCUCAAAAAAAUUCUAGCAGUGUUGCUUCAAAAAACACUGCUAAUUCAACCGUCACCUCUUCUGCUACUUCAACUAACGUCAACACGGCUGCGGUAGUGAAGUCAGGAAUGGUGCCGCCAUCUCUUGGGAGUGAUAUGCUCUCAAAGCUUCCAUCGCCUUUUCGUCCAUCAAGCGGGCGUAGCAUCCCUUGCCCCAGUAACAAAGAUGCUGGGAGCUCCAUUCCAUCCUCAUCUAAUCCGUCCGCAGUGGCAGGCUCUCGGAAGAACAAGCUGGUGGCGUCAUCUACCGGACAACAAGGUUACGUGGGGGCUGGGAACAAGGGCCCGCCUUCCGUCAACAGCUCGAGGUCGGGGUCGCCCCACACCGCGUCGCCCUCGCCGGCCUCUUUCAUCCCGCAGCCCAAGGGGACCGCGGUCGCCCGGGAACGGAUAGGAAUCGACAAGAACCGAUCAAGGCCUUCGUCUGCCAGUUCCACAUCAUCUAUCCCCCAUCUGCCAGUCAAAUCGAGUCUAGGGUCUUCGAACACUCCAGGAAGAAUAGGGUCUGGAACCAAGAACUCGUCACCCAACCAGAAUUCCAAUUCUAUGCUAGAUAAACUCAAGCUAUUCAACGCCAAAGAUAAAAGCUCCGAAAGGACGAAAGGGAGCGGCACCAACAACAAGCGCACCAGCAGCAGCAGUGGUUUCAGUUCUGCCCGAAGCGAGAGAAGCGAUUCCUCCAACAGUAUCUGCAGUGAAUCCAAGAACGGGACCUCAAACGCGGACUCCUCCAAAGAGUUCUCAUCCCCCUCCCCCACAUCCCCGUCUUCCGCUAAACCACCCCAAAUAGGCAGCUCCCUACCCAAGAGCCAAACGAAGAAGAUCGGCGUCAUCAAACAAGGAGUUUCAAAAUCGAGGACAAAUGAUGGCCAAAAAGAUCCAAUAUCGAGUAAACUGGAACAGUUGAAGGCUACAUCAAAAUUUGCAAAGGAGAAGAAGAACGAAAAAACAGCCGCUCAUUCUUUGGAAAACUUACUAACGAACAAUCAGGGAUCUGAAAAGAAGAGCACUUCGGAUCCCAAAGACAGCGGUUUAAAAUUCCAUCCAUCCAAAUCAAUUUCACAGACAUCUCCUGGAUCUCAGUCAGAUGAGGUGAAAGACUCCGAGGAGCUGUGCACACAGAUUAGCCCUGAUAAUCCAGUUCAGCAAUCCAAAAUAGUCACAAAUCUGAUUGAUAAAUCAUCCAGCGUAUCACCCAGUGCCUCCAACAUUAGUGUAGUAAGCGACGUUACCGUUAUUGAUGCAUCAGCCAUCAACCAGAAUAUUUCAUUGAACUCAGCAGCUCUCUCUUCAAAUAUGGAAAAUAACUGCAACGGUCAAGUUGUAUCUUCACCAAAUAGCAGCAUACCCAAACCAACUCUAGCAGUUAAAGGUCAGACCAAAGUCACCAAGGAAGAAAAACGAUCCCAGAACUCGGGAUCAGACAGCAACCUAUCUACGAACUCUCCACCAAAAUCCAUGAAGGAUCCUCAAGCUGGAACGAAAUUGUCCAGGGAGGACAUAUAUGUGGCUGUCCACAUAGCAGGCCCAGACACUCAAGUGCUGGACACAGGACAAAAACAAUCACCUGAUAAGAGGAAUAUGAAUUUUUCCAAAACAGAUCGUGCACGUUCGGAAGGCAGAAGUGGCACCAACCAGAGUGGAGUUAGCAUUGCCAUGGUGUCGCCUAUCAUGAGCUCUAACCAUCACAUCAAAGACACUAAAAGUAACUCCCAGACAUCUGAAAAACCUGUAAAUGGCAUCGGUAGUGAAGAUGUCAAGCCGCCAAAGUCCAGAUCAACAUCCAGUUUUAAAUCGUCGGAUCCUAUCUAUGAAACUUGCAACAAGAUUGCUUCCAGGGAGGCAGGUGGUGGACUUUCUGGUGAAAAUGCUACAAUCUGGGAAGAGGAAGGCGAUGUCCUGGUUAACAUCAAACCCAUGCAGCCCAUUGUCCGUUCCUCCCCUUAUGGGUAUGUUCGAGGAUUAGCUCCUUUGUCGUCUCCCCGUGUCGUGGGUCCUCGAAUGCAACCUUCUUUACGAAUCCAUUCAGACUAUGGGGAAACAGGACGAAUUAAUUCUAGCAGGCAGUUUCUCAAUUCCUUGGAUUCGGCUCGCAUGUAUGGAGCAAGCAUGAAAAGAGUUCUUUCUGGGUGCAACAGUCUAGUUGAUCCUGACUAUCCGACGGACAUUGAUUCCUAUGAUAUCGCAUCAGGAUAUUUAAGUGAUGGGGAGAUCCUGAGACCUGGUAUCAGUUGCCGGAGUGAUGACAUAGCCAGUGGUUACUUGAGUGAAGGAGGAACACCUGUUUAUUCAAGGAAACCGAUUGGCCGCACUAGGGAUGCUCAUAGAGAACAGAGAAUCAUUAAUGUCUUGCAGGAUGACAGGAAUGAAAUGCAUCCUCCAAGGCAACAUCGUGGGAAAGGCUUUGAUGACAGCAGCUCUGUAAGCAGCGGCGUAAGCGACACUUUCCCAGAACUGAGCACGGAUGACAACCUGACUGGAUCGUCGGUGAGUUCUGACAACAACGUGUACGCCAGCUUGAAGAGAAACCAGAGAAUCAGCUCUAGUCACUCUAAAUCGAUUGCCAACGGUUCAAACACGGCGUCAAAUAUCGACAAAAGCCGAAAGGCGGGGGAGGAGCCUGCAGUCGGCCCUAGUGGCUCGAAAUCCCGGCAGGCCCAUGUCAAGAAAACCGACAGCUCUAUGCAAACUGAAACCAGUGCUUUCCAUCAUGUUUCCUCUUCAUCCUGGAAAAAAUAUCUCCUUCAGCAACAGCAGCAGCAGCAGCAAGAUGCCCAGUCCAACAAAAGUAGCAAAAAGUCCGUCAAGAGUUCCGAUUCCAGCAAGAAAACAAAUUGCAGCUCCAACGGUUCGGAUUCACACCGAUCCAAGCACAAAUUGUCAGUGGUGCCGGAUCCGGAACCGACGGGUAAGAAUCACCCCCUGAAACAGGUCAAGGCGGACAGUUCCGAAUCCUUGGAUCAGGCCGGCCGUAAAACCUCUCGGGCUUCUGCGGUUGCUACGGCAACUGGAUCAGCCCCGCCAUCCCACCCUAGCAAAAAAGCCCCAUCGGGAGGGAGCAGCAAGCAGCAAAGUGGCAAUAACCGAUCCUCCAGUACUCCUUCGUCAGGCAAGAAGGGCGGCGAUGCUGCCCCUGCCGACGAAGUGUCGCAGUGCCAGCCCUGCUCGGAGCGCCACCCUACGGCUGAUCCACACAAUCACCUUCCACCCUCGCGCAAGGGCGGCGGCAACAGCAAAGUCAAAGUCUGCGGCAGCACGCAGACCAACACGGGCGACCUGUACUCCGACGGAGAGUACAGCUCGCUGGGGCGGAAAUACCAUCCGCCCAAGCAGUAUUUCAUGACCACACCAGGACCGGGUACUGGUCUCAAAGAGCGUGUCUAUGGCAGCAGGUCUAUACUCAAUGGUUCGCCUACCCCUCUGUCCGACUAUAUGAUGGUGGGAGGAAGGGGGCCCCCUCGGCUCUCCAACCCUUUGAGGGAUUCGGACAACUAUGCGACGCUGGAGCACGGGCCCUACUCGUGGAUGAGGCACAGCCCUAGCUGUGGGACAUCUGUGACAGGAGGCAGGGGCGGUGGGGCCUUGACAGAAGCAGACAGCAUGGAGUCGUUGUCGUCCACGUCUUCCAGUAUACACGCACAGAUCCAGCACGCCCGGGCUAACAGUCUCACACACGCCCGUCUAAUGCUCCAUCAGAGGGAACUGGCCGCAUCGCCCAGGCUGUCUCGCUCCAACUCCAUCCGCUCCACCAAGUCCGAGAAGCUCGCUUCUUACAUGCUCCAAAGGUCGUCAGACGAUCCCGAGGGUCAAAACACCUAUGCCACCCCUUCGGGAAGCGCUUUCAUGGCAGCCGCCAUUGCCUCGGCCGCGGCAGGGAACACGGGAUCACAGCCAACGUCGCCAAGCUCAGCGCCACAGGGAGGCAGUCGUUACAACAUGUAUCCUCUUUCUCCGGGCACUACAUCGUCUGUUCCUACAUCAAGCAGCUUUUCCAAUCAUGGAAAUAGCAGGAGCUCCAUGUCACCUUACAUGACUGGUUUACUGUCCAAAAUGAACAGUAAAGAUGACGACAUGCAUGGCUCAGCCUUAUCAUUGGUUUCUACAAGCUCGUCCAUGUACUCUACGGCGGAGGAGAAACAAGCGCACGAAAUACGCAAACUGAAGCGGGAAUUGGACCAAGCGCACGAGAAAGUUGCAACGCUGACUUCCCAGCUGACAACAAACGCACAUAUGGUUGCUGCAUUUGAGCAGUCCUUAUCGAAUAUGACGAGUCGGUUGCAACACCUUACAGCCAGUGCAGAGCAAAAAGACUGUGAGCUGAUGGAGUUGCGCAAUACCAUAGAAGCCCUGAAGCAGCAGAGCGCCGAAGCUGGUCUAACCAAGAUGGCCCUGCAGUCGAUGCAAGCAGUGCAGAGAAGUACGGGUGCUACUAACUUAGUCCGAAGGCAUACUUUUAACACUACUAAGGAUACGGCACUUCAAGAACAUAGGAUAUCACGGCAGUUUUCCACUGAUUCGAUGUCCAGUGUUAAUUCUUGUUCCAGUGCUUGUAGUGGAAACAGUGGCAAAUCUGGUGAUGCCUUGAGUGAUAAAAAGAAGAAAAAGAAGGGCUGGCUGAGAAAUUCCUUUAGCAAAGCCUUCUCUCGAAGCAAGAAAAAUAAGAAUGGUUCUGUUUCUGAUGUGGAAGAUCUGAGACACCUACAGUCUGAUUCCUCCACCCCAAAUUCUCCUCUCCUAGGGGCAGGACACACUACGAAUGGAAAUGGGCAUGGCCUCAAGCAAUCUCAUUCCUCAUCUGCGCUUUAUGAAAAAGAGGAUGAAGAUACUCCAGAGGCUGUAAAAGAUUUAAAGAAGCAGCUACAUGAGAAAGAUAUGAUGUUGACUGAUAUAAGACUGGAUGCUCUCAGCUCUGCUCAUCAGUUAGAAAACUUAAAAGAAACUGUAAAUAAAAUGAGAAGUGAAAUGCUUAGUUUGAAACAAGACAAUGACAGGCUUCAAAGGCUUGUUGCCACUAAGUCACUCACUUCAUCCCAUAGUUCCUUACCAUUAAGAAAUAGUUCUGAAAGUCUAGAAAAGAGACUGAGUGCUUCAGAACAUUCAGGUCCUCCUAGUAUUGCUGAAAUGUAUCUAAAUGAGCCUAGAAAUGACCAGGAUGGGAAAUUGGUUAAUGUGUCUGUUUACCUUGGUUGCCACGGAGAUAGUUCUAUGUUUCAAAAGCAAAACGCAAAUAUAUCUGAAGUUCUUAUUGGAAAUAUUUCCAUCAGCUCUAAAACAAAAUGGGACCUCUUAGAUAACCUGGUAAAAAGGUCUUUUAAGGAGUACGUUUUGAGAGUUGAUCCUGUUUCAAAUUUAGGACUCAAUGCUGAGAGUAUUGUAAACUAUCAUGUGGGUGAAAUUGUAAGAGCCAAAGAUGCUGAUGCCCCUGAGCUUUUACCCUGUGGGUAUGUUGUUGGUGACAAUAUGCACAUCAGGCUAGUUUUAAAAGGUACAAAACAACAUUCUGUUGAUGCUUUAGCCUUUGAAAGCUUAAUACCAAAAUCCAUAGUGCAGAGAUAUAUAUCCUUAUUAACAGAGCAUCGAAGAAUAAUUUUAUGUGGUCCAAGUGGAACUGGUAAAACAUAUAUUGCUCAAAAGCUUGCAGAAUACCUUGUUUUAAAGAAUGGAAAAGAAUUAGCUGCUGGUGCUAUUGCUACAUUUAGUGUGGACCACAAAUCAGCAAAAGAACUAAGACAGUAUCUGUCUAAUGUUGCAGAACAGUGUGAAACCAGUAAUGUGUCAGAUCUACCAACUGUGAUAAUCUUGGACAACUUACAUCAUGUAGGCUCUCUGGGAGAAGUUUUUAAUGGUUUUCUUAGUGCCAAAUAUCAAAAGUGCCCCUAUAUCAUUGGCACUAUGAACCAAGCAACAUGCUCAACAACAAAUUUACAGCUUCAUCACAAUUUCAGAUGGGUUUUGUGUGCUAAUCAUAUGGAGCCAGUCAAAAGCUUUCUAGGUAGAUACCUGAAGAGGAAACUAGUCGAAGAAGAAGUUAAAGGAGGCAUUCGCAAUGCAGAAAUUGCCAAGGUCAUUGACUGGAUGCCCAAAGUUUGGCAUCAUCUAAAUAAAUACCUUGAAACACACAAUUCAUCUGAUGUCACAAUAGGACCAAGAUUGUUUUUGUCUUGUCCCAUUGAUCUCUCCAGUUCUCAGGUGUGGUUUACUGAUUUGUGGAAUUACAGCAUUGUACCAUAUGUAUUGGAAGCAGUACGAGAAGGUCUUCAGUUGUAUGGAAGACGUGCUCCUUGGGAAGAUCCAGCUGAAUGGGUUUAUGAAACCUAUCCUUGGCCCAUUCAUCAAAGCACUGGUGAACCACAGCUUUUGAGGUUGAGGCCAGAAGAUGUUGGCUAUGAAGGUCACCCAGGUCCUAGCAUUGGAUCAAAGAAUCAACACACAAAUAAUCCUAAUAAUGAAGCUGAUCCAUUACUAAACAUGUUAAUGCGUCUCCAAGAGGCAGCUAGCUACUCAAGCCCGCACAGCAAUGACAGUGACACAACUAGCAUGGAUAGCCAUGGAAGCAGUCUUCACUCAGAUGAACUCAUGGGAUCAGGACUUGAAUCGACUCUGUAAUAAUUAUCAUUCGCAUGAGAAAUCAUAAUUCUUGCUCUCUAAGUCAUAGGACUGACUUGAUCGCAUUUCUGUCACAUUGAUAGAAAAGAAAUUGUAAAAUAAAUAAAUAAAUGAGAGAACAUGUUUGUAAAAGAAAAAGUUAUUCUGCAUAAUUUGAAAUUGUAAGAAAUUGGUUUUAAUUGUGCAGACAACAAAAUCGUUUUGUUCCUGCAUAUGUAUAGAAAAUGGAAAGAGGGAGAAAGCUAUUUUCCUUCAUUUUUAUUGUAUUCUAUUGGAUUUUAACCUCUAAAGUAAUUCAAUCAAUGUUUAGUUAUUAUUAUUUUUUUAUUUUUUACAAAAAUAAACAUUAAAAAAGUAGCAUAGAGUUACAAGUGACAACAAUAAUGUAAAUUAAAAGUUUAAUAUAUUCAUUAUAAUUUAUCAUUAUUCUAAAGUAGUGUGCAAAAGACUGUUCUCAAGACUUAUAUUUUAGUUAUUUAUUCAAACCUCUUAUAUGUUGUGAAUGCUCAUAUAACUAAUAAUCUAUAAGUAUUUGCAAGAAAAAUUCUGAUUAUCAGUAAAGAAGUUGCCUUUAAAUGUGAUAACUUCAAUCUUUUACUAAAUGUUAAUUAGUUACCAGCGAAGGAAGUUAAUAGUUUGGUCAUUAAGUCUGGAUUCAAUUUAGCAAGAUUCUGUUAGAUAUAAUGAUCCCUUGGAAUAUAAUUCUGUUUAAGACAUUCUUGUUCUCAGUACUAUUAUGUUAAUAAAAGAUAUUUUCAAUAUGAAGUUAUUAAAAAUUAGUUCUAAAGAAGUUUAGUAACUUCUUUCUUGUAAAAAAUAUUACUCUUAAUACUAAUAAACCACGAAUAACCCACCUCAAUGUGUGCUGGUGCUAUAAUUUUUGGCUGAAUUCUGUUUCUCAGUUCAUUUUAUACUGCAAGUAACUGUCAAACUUAACUACACUUUUCAUUUUGCAAACCAAAUGCUUGUGUGGGAUAACUAGUUUUAUCUUUUUUUACACAAAGCGUUUUGUGUUUCUCACAACAAGAAAAAGCCUUGUGAUCUUUUCUGCAUUUUAUAAAAAAAGUUUUUUGAUACAUAUCUCAUUUUUACAUUUUUAUAACACUAACAAAGAGCACUGUAUUUUGUAUGUAUCAGUUUUUUUUUAAAUACAAAUUUCAAUUUCUAAAUAGAAAUAAGUCAACCAGGAAAUUUGAAAGUAAAUUCUUUCAACUUAAGUGUUUGCUUUUGCUUGCAAGUUGUAAAAAAAUCAUUUGCGGGUGACUUUUUACUCUCUAUUGAUUUUCCAAUCUUUGAAAAGUAACUUUGCUUUAACACUAUCUCAUUUUUUUUUCUACUUUUUUCUUGCAAGUCUUUAUGUGUUUAAAAAAAUCAUUCAUUAUCAAAGCAGUGCUGGUAACUGUUCCAAAUACUUUUCCAGAAAAGCAUUUAUAUAAUAUAAUAGAUAUUUAAGUAUUAGUAGUUUUAAUGGUAAUGUGAAAUUGAGUAAGAUCUGUACAAUGUGAUUUAUAGAUAUUUGUUACAUUUUUGUUGAUUCUUUAAGAAUCUUUUACAAAAACACUGAAAUUAAUUAUUUAGUUCUUGUAUAUUUGCAAUUAAUUUUUAAUUGCUUUCAUAACCAAGUUCUGUAUUUCCUAGUUAGCAUGUGAGACUGACAUUUGAUUUUUAUUUAAAACCAAAGACUGUUUUUAUAUCAUAAAGUGUAUAAACUAGUAUAUAUUAUUGCAAAGUAAUUUAAAACUUGCUGUUUAGUCAAAUUGUGAAUGGAAUUUCCAAUUGGCAUUGAUCAUGCAUUUAUGUGAGUUGAAGAAAGCAUAAUUAAAUUUGUAUUAUGUUUUGCUUACUUUGUUGUACAAAAGUUGUAAAUAAAAAUAAUUUUUAAAAUUUUA